Molecule: messenger RNA, 3369 nt
Organism: Cicer arietinum (chickpea)
Lineage: Eukaryota; Viridiplantae; Streptophyta; Magnoliopsida; Fabales; Fabaceae
Source: RefSeq, a predicted model, not a curated record
UAGAACAAACCGGAAUACUCACACAUGGGUGGUUUUGUUUUUGCUUCCUAACUACACUAAACUUUCCAAUCAAUUAAUUCAAGCAUUUGGGUCUUCUCUCUCAAAAUAUUCUCUUCAUUGGCUUUCUGGGUUGGUUGGUGAAGAAACUAAAGUAUCUAUCUUUUAUCUUCACUCUUUUUCUUCUUGUGCAAAAAAUCAAGUUUUUAUUUUUAUUUUAUUUUUGUUUUAGAUCAAGUUUAGUCCUUUCUUUCAAUUUCAUCAUCACCCAACUUCUUUCAAAAUUUCUAUGUUUAAUUGGGAUGAUAAUGACCCAAUUGGGAAUAAAAAAUCAAUAAAAAACCCCACUUUUGGAAUUGUGAAAGUCGCUUUCUUUGAAGUGGUAUCAGAUGUUUUCUGUUGCAUAAUCUCUUCAUAGGAUUUGAAAGAAUCUUAUCAUCUUUUGCUUCCUUAAUUGGUUACAACUACACAAUACAUCAGAUCUUUUCCAUUAUGUACUGAUAAGUACACACCCAAAAGAAGAAAGAAAAAAAAAAAAUUAUCCAUUUUUUCUUUAUCUAUUUUCUCUCUCCUCUUUCAAACAGUACCAUAUACCAAAAAACCAUACACCAUAAACAAGCAGAGAAUAAUUUUCAAGAGGAGGAUUUUGGAAAGUUUGAAACUUGAAGGAAGUUUUUGUAAAAAGAUUAGAUCUUUGAUAUGGACUGUGGAGUUGAAUUUCAAGAUCUGCAUGCAAAGUUGGUGAAUGAUACAGAACAAGUUGGUUUUGGAAUUGGAACUGCAGAAGAAGAAGAAAAUUUAGUGCAAGUUUCUGAGAGAGAGAUGUGGCUUAAUAAUACUACUAAUGAUCAAGUUGAUCAUCUUUUAGGUAUGAAUGAUGAUGCAUCUAUGUUUUAUGCUGAUUUCCCUCCUUUACCUGAUUUUCCAUGCAUGUCAUCAUCAUCUUCUUCAUCUUCAUCUUCUACACCAUUGAAAACCAUUGCAUGUUCAACAACAACAACAACAACCUCUUCUUCUUCCUCUGCUUCUUCUUCCUCUGCUGCUUCUUGGGCUAUUUUGAAAUCAGAAGAUGGAAACAAAAUGAAGAACCAUGGUUAUGAUAAUAACAUGCAUCAAAAUGAUGUUUCAUUAUUAGAUCAUCAUCAUGGUCAUGCAAAUACUUUGUCAUCAACAGCUUCUAUGGAGAUUUCUCAACAACAACAACAACAACAACAUGAGAAUAAUAAUAUUGGUCUUUCUACCAAUGAUUGCAUGGAUGAUGUUAUUAUGGAAACUUUUGGUUACAUGGAGCUUUUAGAAGCAAAUGAAUUUUUUGACCCUUCUAUUUUUCAAAAUGAAGAUAACCCUUUAGUUGAUUUCACACAAGAACAACAACAACUACAAGUGCAACCACAACAUCAAGGAGAAUAUCAUCAUGAACAUGCAAUGGUAGUGAAUGAGAGUGAAACUAAACAACAAGGGAUUGAAGAAGAUAAUAAUGUUUUUGUUUGUGAUGUUGUAAAUAAUGAAGAUGAGAUACAAGGUGAAGAAGAAAGUGGAUUUGAUGGUGUAAAUGAUGAGAUGAGUAUGGUUUUUUUGGAGUGGCUUAAAUCUAAUAAAGAUAGUGUAUCAGCUAAUGAUUUGAGGAAUGUGAAGCUUAAGAAAUCAACAAUUGAAAGUGCUGCAAGGAGAUUAGGUGGUGGAAAAGAAGGGAUGAAACAAUUGUUGAAACUUAUUCUUGAAUGGGUUCAAACUAGUCAUCUUCAAAACAAAAGACACAAACAGAACAACACAACAAUGCUUUCAAAUGUUCUUGUUCCUCAACAACAACAAUUUCAAGAUCCAUGUCAAAACCAAAACACAUUUGCACCUGAAUCAACAAACACUUGUUUUAACCAAACACAAUGGCUUAUAGAUCAAACACCUCUCAUUGUAAAUCCACCACAAUUUUCAUCACAACCAAUGGUUGGAUAUGUUGGUAGUGACCCUUACACAAAUGGUUCUGUUUCAAAUAACCCUUAUAACCAACAACAUGUUACUAAUGAAUUUCAACACAUGUUGGAAUCAAAUAAUUCAUGGGGUGGUUCUCAAUUCACUAUUGCAGCAGCAUCACACUACAAUCAAUCAUUUGGGGAGAAUAAUAGUAACAACAACAACAAUAAUAUGCUGCAACAUGGUGUGAGUUUUGGAGGAUAUGGAAACCAAUAUCCUUAUCAGUUUUUUCAUGGACCUGGUGAUAGGUUAAUGAGGUUAGGUCCUUCUGCUACAAAAGAAGCUAGGAAGAAAAGAAUGGCAAGACAAAGAAGGUUUAUGUCUCAUCAUAGGAAUCAUAAUAAUAAUAAUAAUCAACAUCUUCUCAAUAAUCAUCAAGGUUCUGAUCCACUUGGAAGAUUAGGGGGUGAUAAUUGCACCAAUCUUGUAGCUGCUGCUGGUUCACAUGGAAAUCCACCUAACUGGAUGUAUUGGCAAACUAUGGCUGCUGGUGGGGGAGCUUCCUUGGCACCUGUUGUUCCGGCCGAGCCACCGCCGCCCCAGGUUCCGGUCGAGCGGUCCACCAUGCAGGCGCAGAAUUGUCAUCAGGGUCGAAAUGCAUCGUCUGAUAGGAGACAGGGUUGGAAGCCUGAGAAGAAUUUGAGGUUCCUUCUACAAAAGGUGUUGAAGCAAAGUGAUGUUGGAAGUUUGGGGAGAAUUGUUUUACCAAAAAAAGAAGCAGAAACACAUUUGCCAGAACUUGAGGCAAGAGAUGGAAUUUCAAUUACAAUGGAAGACAUUGGAACUUCUAGAGUUUGGAAUAUGCGCUAUAGAUUAUUUCUUUCUUGGAGCAUCAGAUAUUGGCCAAACAAUAAAAGCAGGAUGUAUUUGCUUGAGAACACUGGCGAUUUUGUGAAAGCUAAUGGACUCCAAGAGGGAGAUUUCAUAGUGAUUUAUUCUGAUGUGAAGUGUGGCAAAUUUAUGAUAAGAGGAGUGAAAGUGAGGCAACAACAAGGGGCAAAACCAGAGGCAAAGAAAGCAGGAAAAUCACAUAAAAACCAGCAUGGGAAUAAUGCAACAAAUUCAGCUGGAACAGCAGUGGCUAAUAAUGGCACGCAAUCUUCACCAAAGCGAAAAAAUGAAAAGAUACUAAAUUAAUAUUAUUAAAUAUAGUAUGAAUGUAUAAUAUAUAUAUAUUUAAAUUUAAAUAUAUAGUAGAAUAAAUAAAAGUGACUCUGAACACACACGGGGCUCACAAGGAUCUGAUGUGUUAAAUAUAAAUAUUUGUUUUGGAAUUUAAUUGCAAAUUGUUGUGAAAAUGAUGUAUGGAUGGAUGUAUAUGUAACUUUCUUGUGUUGUCCAUUUUGUAACGUGGAUUUUGAAGUUUAUUGGGAACCAUGCAUGAUGCAAAUGAAACAAUAA